Molecule: messenger RNA, 7257 nt
Organism: Passer domesticus (house sparrow)
Lineage: Eukaryota; Metazoa; Chordata; Aves; Passeriformes; Passeridae
Gene: DCAF7
Product: DDB1 and CUL4 associated factor 7
Exons: 7
Coding region: 280-1308 (342 amino acids)
Cellular component (GO): nucleus
Molecular function (GO): protein binding
Source: RefSeq, a predicted model, not a curated record
GUUCCCGUUGUGUGAGAGGCCGAGUCCCAAACGGCCUCAGCGCCGCCGCCGCCGCCGGUUCUGGGCCGGGAGCGGGGGCCGAGCCGGGGCCUCCCCGUUCCCCGGGAGCCGAGCCGCGCCUCUCCUCUCCCGCCGCCCCGAGAGCCGAGCCGAGCCUUCCCCGCCAGCCAGGGGGCCGUGCCGUGCCGUGCCUCCUCCGCUGCCCGUCCUCGCCGCUCGCCCCAGCCGGGCUCCCCCGCUCGCUCCCCGGGCCAGCCCCGCGGCCCUCCCGGCCCAGCCAUGUCGCUGCACGGGAAGCGGAAGGAGAUCUACAAAUACGAGGCGCCCUGGACCGUGUACGCCAUGAACUGGAGCGUCCGGCCCGACAAGCGGUUCCGCCUGGCGCUGGGCAGCUUCGUGGAGGAGUACAACAACAAGGUGCAGCUUGUUGGUUUGGAUGAAGAGAGCUCAGAAUUCAUUUGCAGGAACACCUUUGAUCAUCCCUACCCCACCACAAAGCUGAUGUGGAUCCCAGACACCAAGGGAGUCUACCCAGACCUGUUGGCCACCAGUGGUGACUACCUGAGAGUGUGGAGAGUGGGUGAAACUGAGACCCGGCUGGAGUGUUUGCUGAACAACAACAAGAACUCGGAUUUCUGUGCUCCACUGACAUCAUUUGACUGGAAUGAAGUGGAUCCUUACCUGUUAGGUACCUCUAGUAUUGACACAACCUGCACUAUUUGGGGUCUGGAGACAGGACAGGUUCUGGGAAGAGUAAAUUUGGUGUCUGGCCACGUGAAGACCCAGCUUAUUGCACAUGACAAAGAGGUGUACGACAUCGCCUUCAGCCGCGCGGGCGGCGGCAGGGACAUGUUCGCCUCGGUGGGCGCUGAUGGCUCGGUCAGGAUGUUUGACCUGAGGCACCUGGAGCACAGCACCAUCAUCUACGAGGACCCCCAGCACCACCCGCUGCUGCGGCUCUGCUGGAACAAGCAGGACCCCAACUAUCUGGCCACAAUGGCCAUGGAUGGCAUGGAGGUUGUGAUUCUAGAUGUCAGAGUUCCCUGCACCCCUGUUGCCAGGUUAAACAACCACAGAGCGUGUGUAAAUGGAAUUGCCUGGGCACCUCACUCUUCCUGCCACAUCUGUACAGCAGCGGAUGAUCACCAGGCUCUCAUCUGGGACAUCCAGCAAAUGCCUCGUGCCAUUGAGGACCCCAUCCUGGCCUACACAGCUGAGGGAGAGAUCAACAAUGUACAGUGGGCAUCCACCCAGCCAGACUGGAUAGCCAUCUGCUACAACAACUGCCUGGAGAUCCUCAGAGUCUAACUUUGCAGCUUCAUGCACAGUGAGGCAGGGCUGUGUCGUUCCCCCUCCCCUCUAAAGUAAGAACACCACCAGUCAAGUGGCCAGUAUCUGUUGUUGCUUUGCAUCUGCUGUUACAAGAAACUCUUAGAAGAAUCGAUGGCAGGGGUCUCCUGUCUCUCAAGACUCUAAAAUGCAGAGACGUGCUGAGCCUCUUGGAACUUCUGGGUUCUGGUUUUCUUGUGAAAUUCUUUUUCCCUCAGUAAAAGUUCUGUAUAUUUGUUUGUUGACUGUAUUAAUAAGCUUGCAGGCUUUUGAGUUGCUGCAUAUGUCCAUGUGUUUGUCAGCCAGCUGAGGCAGCACAUCCACCAGUUUAAUAGAUGCAGGUGCAAAACAAGGUGGGGGGAAAAAGACAAUGAUGUUAAUGGCCACCUUGGCAGGAAUCUUUAUCAUUCCUGUUGUUGCUGCCUCUAAACUGUUUAAACGUUUGUAUGUUUUUUAUAUAUUGGGCUAACUUUCUAUUGAGUAAGGUUUUUCUCCCUAAUUCUUACUUUUGAUAUGUGAUCCCCUUCCAUAUGUCCAAAGCAGGACCUGUUCAUGGAUACAAACCACAGUAACACUGCAGGCUCCCUGGCAGUAAAGGCCUGCCAGAAUUAACUGUUGCCUUGGCUCCCUGUAUCUGGUGACCUGGGCAGAAUUUUCUGGUGCUGUGAAGUACAAGUACUUGUUGCACAAUUUCUUUACACUUUUCUGAUGCUCAAGGCAGUUGUUACUAUGGUAGGUCUUAUUUUUAAAUUCUAAAUGAGUUUGUGUGUAUCCUGCAGUCGUGUUAGCAGAGCAGUGAUAGGUUGAGAAAAAAGAUCUGUGCAUGACGUGAGCUCCCAGGAGGUAAACAAUUCCUGAAAAAAUGUAUUUGUAAUGGGCUUGGGAUUGACACUUCCAGUCAAAUUAUUUCCCCUUGGAAGACUUACCUUAUCUAAAUUAAAAUAAAAUGGUUUCACACUUUGUAGCUUGCUUGAUUGGCAAAUAAUAUGAGCAAGAUUUUGUGGUUAGGCUGUACUUCAGAGGUAGUGUUUGGCCUGUGUUCCUGGGAGGUCUUGAAGGGAGUGCAAAGCAAUUUUUUUGUGAAGUGUAUCUGCUUUGUACUGCCAGGUCUUGUUGAAUGAAUGAGACAAGUCAGAAAAGCUGGUCUGCUAUCCAAAAGAAAGCUGGUUUUUUGAAAGAAAUUACUCCCUAAUGUGAUGCACAAAGGUGGUUCUGGAAGGAAAGAAGCUGUGCCAUCGAGGCCAAGGUUUGGCAUUUGUCUUCCUCCUGACUUUGGGGGAUGUGCCAGAGGGCUUCUCUUUGCAAUAGUGGAACACUCUACAAUAAUACUGUUCAAUGAAAGCUGAGUGGAUUAGGCAAGCUAAAAAUCCUUGCUGGAGUCUUACCAUAACACAGGUCCUGUGCUGGAGGCUCUGCAGUGCUCUCUGAUGAAGACAUGACAGCCAGAGCUGCUCUGGAAGGGUGUGCAGCCCAUUUUCUAUGUAAAUGUCAGAAAUCAUCAGAAUUCUUUCCACCUAAUGAGUAUGCACCUACAACUGGAGGCAGAUUAUAAAUAGCAGGACACUGGCAAACUUGCAUCUUGUCAGUUUAUGCAAGUUGGGAAAGCAAUUGCUGUGGAACACUGAAGCUGACACUGAGAACACUGUCAAACACAGAACAGAAUCUGCAAAGUUUUGUCAUUCUGGACGUAGAGAAAUACUCUUCUGCAGGCUGCUUCUCACAGUGGAGCUCAGAAAAGCUUUGCCUCAGGAAUUUGAUAGGAAUUCAUUAGGGGCAGCUGUAUUCCAUCACUCCUUUUGAUAGCAGAGAACCAGAGACUAACACUGCUCAAGCUGAUGUUUUGUCAGUGUGUUCAGUUGUGGGAUUUCUGACAAAGCUUGAUUUGACUUGAAGGUCAAUUUUUCUUAUUAGCAGCAGUACUGAGAGUAGUGUGCUCCACAGACAGGCUUUAGCUAGAUGUCAGAGCAGUGUUAACCAAACAAUCACUUUUUACAAUAGCACUUCAUCUGAAACUGGAAAAAACUUACCUAGAAUGAAGUGAAAAUUGGGGUUUUCUUAGCAGGAGCAGCUAAUGGCAUUCACAGCUUUAGGUGUCACCUGAAAUACAUUCACAGGCUUGUCAUGCUCUGUUUAAUUACAAAUGGCAGGCAAAAUGUGCUGUUACUAAGAGGGAGCUACCUGCAAUGUCAGUUCUUUGCAUGUCCCCUUUUUGCUUCAAAGUUUAUUCCUGUAUAGAUGGCAUGAGUCAAAGAUGAAUGCUAAAAUGAUGAGAAGAGAGCUUGUGUAAAGGAACUCGUGGUCUGAAUAGCCAGGUAGAUUGUUGGAAAACAAUCCUGUUAGGGACCUGGGGAGGAUCCAGUGUCAGUUCUUGCAUCUAUGAAACUGAUGGAAGUUUGUUUGUGGAAUUGUGUACUUAUUCCAAAUGCAUCAAAGGCAAGUGAAGGAAUCUUGGAGGCUCCAGUGGAUUCUAAAUAAAGCCUAUAUCCUGUUUUUUUAGCCAGUUGGGAUGCCUUCUGGAUCUACAGCAUAUUGCUUUGGGCAUAAUCCAUUGACAUUCUUCACAAGAAAUUACAUUUUAAAUCAUUAGAGACUGUUUUGGCACAGGGAAAUAAUACUUAAAAUAACUUCAAAGAUGUCACUUGAAAGGUUAAUGAGUGAAAAGACAUGAAAAUCCUCAUGGGUGAGAUGUUCUGUAGUGCAAAUGGCACUUUUAUAUAGACAAGGAAGGGAAAUACUUUGGUGCCCUUUUGCCAGCAGCUGCUGACCCAGUGACAGGCAGGGAAUGCUCAGCUUGGUGUUUGUCUGCAAGAUCAAACAAACCCUGACACUUGUCACUGGGGCCUGUGGAUUGAAAUAUACAGAUUAUCACAUUUCCCCUGCUUGACACUCAGUUUUGUAGGGUGUAAAGCCCCCAGAGUUCAUGAAAAGAAAUACUUUGAUAUUCAAUUUCUGUUAUUUGGUGCUUACUGCACAAGCAGAGGAUGCAGAACAACUGCUUGCAAAUACCUCAUGUUUUUUGAGUAGCAAGUAACAGUAAGGGAAAAAUGAACACAGGUGAGGUGAGGUGAGCAAAGCAGAAAAGCAUGUGCUGUUGUUGGUACAGGCCAGCCUGGUUUGGGACAGAAAUACUUCUGAGUUAUGUAGUUCUGAAUCACUUCUCCAGUUGAUUAAUUCAAGAGACUAAACUAUUGGUUAUGUUCUGUUUAAACCAAGCUUUCCACAGAUUUCUACUAUUAUGUGGGCAACCUGCUGGCUCUCAGCCAGGAGAUGUUGAUGAUGUAAAACUUGUUAGGGAGGUGAAAACCUGCAGUUAAUGAAUGUUGAAUUAGUGAGUAGUGUGCCAACUCCAUGAACUGUCUAAACAGGAGGGCUAUGCUAGCUUGCAUCUGUGGGAAUUGUCCUUGUGUGUGCAGGGAUUUAAAAGGCAAGGAUUUGGGUGCUUUGACAAUCUAUUUAGAAAGAAAACAGUGGUUUCAAAUAAUGUGAAAGGAGACUGCUAAAACAGGUUGUUUCUUAUGGAACCUUGAAAUGUAUUUAACGGGGGAGGCAUUGCCUCUCAUAAGUCAAAGUUAAUGAUCCUUUCAAAACUUAGCAGUAAUUACUUUACUGAAUGUUCUGGAUAAGAGUGAAAAGCUCUAUUUUUGCCUCGUGGUGCAAUGAGAAGCUGCCUCAGUCUCAAGUGUAGAUCACAGCCUGCCAGAGACCAGGUGAGGGGAGGAGUCUGAUGUACAGAAUUCUCAGAUGUUCUCGUGCUUGUUGUCAGUGGAAAUCAGGAGCUGAGUGUGUCCGUUUUGUUCUCUUGCAGAUGGCACUUUAACAAGUAUAUUUUUGGUAAGAUUAGGAGGAGAGUCAUCUUUUCCUCAGCCCUUGUAGGGUAGGCAUUUGUCUGUGUGGUGUAGAAAAUGUUAAAUAAUGACCGUCACCAAAAUCCUGAACUGGGGUCAUAGUGGGCCCUCACUUGUUUUUACUGAAAGCCAAAAAAUAUGAGCACUUGACAAGGCUGUAAAUGUUAAACUGAAGCUUCAUGUUCUGAGACUGACAGUGUCCUGUAAGGCCAACCCAAGGGAUGUACUGCUGUGUGUCCCCCAGAGAGUCCUUUUUGUUUAGGAACUCGGUGGUGGUUGGGAAUCCUCUUCUUUACCAUCAGAACUUGAUGGUGACAGUGCUGGGUUGCUUGUGUAGGGAUGUGCCUGUGCUUUGGAUAACUUGAAUUUUGUGAGAGAGAAACUGCAGCAGCUGCCUGGGAAUUCACACAGCCUGAAACAUUGAACUGGUUAGUGGUGUUUUAACUCUUUCCAGGCACACUGCAAAGAGUGGACAGCAGCACAGGCAAGCUCUGGCUGCACAGUUUCAGUCCCAUCAAGCACUAAAGGGCUGAGAUUUCCCUCUGCUCUUGACAAAGUGGUUCCACCACCUCAAAUGCACGCUGUUAUCCUGUCAGGUAACACAAAUUCUCUCUAACAAGUUUCCUGCUUUCUGCUCUCAGACCAAUAUUUCAGAGCAAGCCUGUACCUGCUGUUCUGUGGACAUGGAAAGCAAUGAGCAAGUCACUGUCAACUCUGUCCCAGUUUCUCUUGAUUUUUUUCAGAGAAUCCAGGGAAUUAAUUGUAUGUGGCACUUAAAGAGCACUUUCUGAUGCAGCUGUUCUUCCCCUGCUUGCCCAGGAAGAGUCAGAAAUGUUUCAUUCUUGAGGGUAUUGAGGAGAGUUUAGGAUGCCCCCUGAAUUGGUUUGUUUUCUGGAAGGGAUCUCCAGAACUUUCAGUCAGCACCUUUCACCAGCAGUAAAAAGAGCAGUAAUUAGAAAUGCAGCUAAAUGCCAGUCACUGCAGGCUCAUGUGGUGAUUCAUGGCAGACACCAGAUGCAAAGUGACUUGUGAGAGUUGCUGCUGCCUGUUUCAGGUGACAUGUGUGUCUGCCAAGGACCUCAGUGGCCUUUUGUGCAGCCUCUGACAUUUAGCAUCAAGCAAGAAUUUCCAUAGUCAUAAAAAAAAUUAUCUCAGUGGCUUCCAUCAAGCUCGUUCCUUUAUAGGAAAUCUAACAAAAUUGAGGAAAAAAAAGCUAUUUCCUGACAAAAUAUUGUGGCCAUGUGCAACUGCAAACCCAUGGUCCAGCUCCCAUUCCUUGGAGUUUGCUUUCCAUGUGCACCACUUGCAACUCCAGCCCCUCUUAGAGCUCAGGGUGGGUCUGUGGGAUCUUAGCAAGGCUGAAAGGCAAGAACCAGAGCAGGACAGAGUCCCAGUGCAGCUGCAAAAGGUACUUUGCUUGGGAAAUAGGAACUAUGAAAUCUACUAUUUAAAAUAACCUUUUUUUUUAACCCUUGGGUUGCUAGCAGUGUAAAAUGUAAUUUAAAUCCAUUGCGCCGAAGCAUUUUUGUUACCAGUAGGAGAUAAUACUUUUAGGUGUGUUUUCCCUUCUGCUCUUCCCAUUCACAGUCCUGUUGUGGUAAUUUCCUGAAGGUGUAAUCUUUGUAGCAUGAUUGUACAAACAUCCAUAUGAGAUUCCUGACUUCUUGUUCUCACUAGAGUAUGUUAAAGCAAUAGUAAUUUUAAUUCUGUCCUUUUCUCCACCUGCAACUUCGCUACUAUUCUGUCCUAGAGGAGUCCCAGUAUCCAGACAUAUAUUGUUGACAUGGAUAACUGCAGUGUCCCUAUAUUCCUUUAUUUUUAUGGAGAAAAUAUAAAAGGGUUUGUUACAAUGGAUUUUAACACCUGAGUCAUGGAACCAUAUUGUUGAAACUGUAAAUUUUAAGGCAAUUUUCUGAACUUGCUUGAAAGUGGAAUGUUGCAUCCUUUUAUGCUAUUUCCUGCUUCCUAUGUAGUUUUAUUCAGAUUUUUUAACCUUCUUUCUAAGUUUCGGCCUCCUGUGUAUUAGGUACAGUAUUUUCUGCCUUUCAUACUUUGUAAUAAAAAUGGAACAUUUGUAGAUUGA